GGUCCUCACCGCGCACGGGCUGUGUAGUCAUGGCCGCUGUGUGGCUGCUGCUCCUGGUCUCUCUGCUGCUGUCACCCCGGGGAGGGGACGCGGCCGGGCUUCCCCAUGGAGACUCCUUCCAAGAAGAGCUGCUCCUCACCCCGCUGCGCUCCGGGGAUAUCGCCGCCACCUUCCAGUUCCGCACCCGCCUGGACUCGGACCUGCGGCAGGAGAGAGUUUCCCACUACAGGUUAUUCCCUAAAGUUCUUGGCCAAGUGAUCUGGAAGUACUCCAUCCAGGAGCUGCAUCUGUCCUUCACGCAGGGGUUCUGGCACACAAGAUCCUGGGGGCAGCCCCUCCUGCAGGCACCUGCCGGGGCCGAGCUCUGGGUCUGGUUUCAGGAGUCUGUCAAAGAUGUGGACAAAAAUUGGAAGGAGCUGACGAACAUCCUCUCGGGAAUCUUCUGCGCCUCGCUAAACUUCAUAGACUCCACUAACACCGUGACUCCGACUGCGUCCUUCAAGCCUCUGGGACUGGCCAAUGUGACAGAUCACCACCUUCUGCGAUAUGCCACCUUACCCAGGGAGAUUGUGUGCACUGAGAACCUGACUCCAUGGAAGAAGCUGCUGCCUUGUGGCUCCAAGGUUGGCCUGGCUUCUCUGUUAGAGGCAGAGCGUCUGUAUCACAGCAGUUACCACUCCCAGUCUGUGCACAUCCGACCAGUUUGUAGAGAUACAGGAUGCUCAGCGGUCUCCUGGGAGUUGAGACAAAUGUUAACUGUGGUGUUUGACAUGUAUACCAACGGACUUGGGAAAAGAGACUGGUCUCUCUUUAAGAUGUUUGCCCGAACAGUAACUGAGCCUUGUCCUCUGGCUACUCAAAGCAAGAUCUAUGUGGAGUCUGGAUAUGACGAGAAUGAGAUUGACCUGUUUGAAGUCACACCAACUUCAGCUUUGGACAUCACGGUUCCUGUCCAUGGAAAUCACAGGGUGUACACGUUGUAUAAUCUUCUAGAACCCGAAUUUUUCAACACCUCUAGAAACGUGAAUGUAGCACUAAAGUGGAAAGGAGGUUCUGAUUCAGGUCACCCCCAGGCCCCCGUCUUCCAUGCUGAUCGUUAUGUUAGUGGCUAUGGCCUUCAGACUGGAGUGAUUAAUACCAUGAUUUAUAACAAUCAUCCAUUCAGGGCCUUUCCUGUCAUGUUUCUGGAGACUGUUCCCUGGUACCUCCGUCUAUACGUCCACACGCUGACCAUAAUUACCAAGGGCAAAGAGAAUAAACCCAGUUAUAUCCACUAUGUGCCAGCCAAGGAUCGCCAGUGCCCCCAUCUCUUAGAGAUGUUAAUCCAACUGCCACCUAAUUCAGUCACUAAGAUAAGCAUCCAGUUUGAGAGGGCGCUGCUGAAGUGGACGGAGUACCCUCCUGACCCUAAUCAUGGAUUCUAUAUCAGUCCUUCAGUACUGAGUGUCCUGAUCCCCAGUGUAAGGAAUGCGAAGACCGAUGAGCUGGAAGCAAGCCCACUCUUCUCCACAAUAUUCCCAUCCUCUGAUGAUUCCGGUUACUUCAUGCGGCUGUACACUGAACCCUUACUGGUGAACCUUCCUACUCCUGACUUCAGCAUGCCCUAUAAUGUCAUCUGUCUGACUUGUACUGUGGUGGCCGUGGGCUACGGCUCUUUCUACAACCUCCUCACCAGGACUUUUCAAGUGGAGGACAAUAAGAAGGGUGGACUGGCCAAGAAGAUAGCCAACAUCAUCCGCAGAUUACGUGGUGUCGCACCUCUAUGAUGAUGGGAUGAAGCCUAUCUUUCUUUUGGCCUAUUUCUACUCAGGCCCAACCAUCAGUUGCCGUGCCAAUCAGUAUCCCUGAAUUCUUGGCUGUCAAGUUAAGAAUUUUACAGGGUUAAAGGGGUUGAGCGAACCUGUUUUUUAAGUU
This is a messenger RNA of Bufo bufo (common toad), 1914 nucleotides long. RefSeq names its product phosphatidylinositol glycan anchor biosynthesis class T (gene PIGT). NCBI's taxonomy places the organism in Eukaryota, Metazoa, Chordata, Amphibia, Anura, Bufonidae. The transcript is spliced from 12 exons. The coding region runs from base 30 to 1766 and encodes 578 amino acids. The record is from RefSeq and is a predicted model, not a curated record. Gene Ontology annotation, cellular component: GPI-anchor transamidase complex. Gene Ontology annotation, biological process: attachment of GPI anchor to protein.